This is a messenger RNA of Diachasmimorpha longicaudata, 1091 nucleotides long. Its product is annotated as trypsin 5G1-like. The transcript has 6 exons. Lineage: Eukaryota; Metazoa; Arthropoda; Insecta; Hymenoptera; Braconidae. Gene Ontology annotation, molecular function: serine-type endopeptidase activity. The record is from RefSeq and is a predicted model, not a curated record. The coding region runs from base 327 to 980 and encodes 217 amino acids. Gene Ontology annotation, biological process: proteolysis.
UACCGAUUGAUAACGAUUUUCCGAUAAUUCUGGUGGUGCAUUUUGCUGUGCAGAAGUUGUUCCGCUGACGUCGGUCGCUCGACUGUUGUUUAAGGACGUGUUUAUGCGAAAAAAACGUUCAGGAGAUUGUUUCAACAAAAUAUAAAGCGCACACGACGAACAUUUAGCAGUUUUAUUGUUCUCCGUUAUGGGCCCACGAAGUCUCUGCACUCCACUCAUCUUUUCAGGUCGUAAGUGCUCCUGUGCAAUUAAAAUUACUUCCCCUAUUCUUGGAAUGUGAAUCGAUAUCGGGCGGCAUAAAUUUGGACAUAGCUCAGGCGCCUUUCAUGUUGUCCUUGAGGCAAAAUGAGGAGCACGUUUGCGGCGCCGCCGUCAUUAGUCCAGACUGGGGUAUAACGGCUGCGCACUGCUUGGCCCCAUUAACAGCCCUCGUGACGGUGCGAAGUGGCUCAGUUCAGAGGGACAGUGGAGGGGUGAUUCACAAUGUUACAGAACGUUUUUUGCAUCCGAUGUACAAAAACAAUAGCCAGGAUUAUGAUAUCGCGGUUUUUCGAGUGAUUCCAGGGUUUGAAAUAAGCGAUACGACGGCGGCUAUUGAAUUGCCGAUGGAGACGAGUGCGGAAUUAAAGACUCGGUGGGCCAGUGUUGCUGGAUGGGGGGCUGUACCGACGCAAGAGGAUGAUAAUGACGUGACUUCAAAGAAUUUAAAAUACGCAUUGGUACCAAGGAUACCGUACGAUAUUUGCGCUGAGAACUACAAAGCUGUCUAUACCUUGACCCCGCGACAGAUAUGUUAUGGAUACCAGGAGGGGGGAGCCGACACUUGCAAAGGUGAUUCCGGAGGUCCUCUCUACAAUACUAAUAACAUUCUCAUUGGAAUCACGUCGUGGGGGGAUGCCUGUGGGGAAAAAUAUACUCCUGGUGUAUACAUGGAUGUCAGCCAGGUGAUGGAUUGGAUUCACAACGUCACGGGGAUUUGAUGAUGUUUCAUAUAUUUUUACAAAUUUAUUGGAGUGAUUAAUAAUUGAUUAGCUUUUUAAAAAUUUACCAAACCAUUCAUUAAAAGAGAAAGAGUUUUACUUGAUACAGAA